AUGCAUGCAGAUGAUGAUCAGAAAAGUUCAGAAUAUAUUGGAAUUACAGUGAUAACACAAGGAUAUGUAUUUAUCCUCCAUAUAUUAUUUAAGCAAGCAGGAAGCAGUUCUUGAAUUUAAACAAGAGUUGGGUAGGGUAUUCUUAAAUUUUAUUCUGAGUUUCAAAUGUAAACCAAUACUGUCACUGAAAACUAUUAGGGCCUAUAUCAUCAUAAAAAUCUCUUGAGUCAAAAAUCAUCUCAUUCAUAGCUUUUGCAUAAGAGAAUUCUUUAUUGGUUUCUCGAACUCUCUGAUAACCUUCCUUUAGGAUCAAUUAGAUUUGCAUCGUUUUUUAAGGAAUCCUUCUGUAAGUUACAAUUGAUUAAUUUGAAAUUCAGAGGUUAAUUUCAUCAAGACAUGAGGUUAAUGCAUUUUAAAGGUUGCGAAAAACACCUCAUGUCUUUAGAUUUCACAAUUUGA
This is a messenger RNA of Paramecium octaurelia, 459 nucleotides long. NCBI's taxonomy places the organism in Eukaryota, Ciliophora, Oligohymenophorea, Peniculida, Parameciidae. The record is from the annotation of a GenBank genome assembly.